AUGGCCAGCUACAUCUCAACGGGCGGUCUGCGCAUCGUGCCGCCUUAUUAUCGCCAGUGUGCCACGACAGUGAAAGAGCGAUGGCGCAAUAGACUGCUGCUGGACGUGCUGACGACUGAGUUUCGCGAAUUUUCAGAAAAUCAGCAUCUCCAAAGGAUCAAAGAUAAUCAAAUAAUAGUGCAGCGCAGAAGUAAGCAGCAAACGCUCGAGCUGAGACAGGAGCAGCUGUUGUCUGAAAAACUCAAACAAGGCGACGUGAUUGUGCGCCAUGUGCACGUUCACGAGCCGCCCAUAGUGGACGCGAAAAUCCAAACUGUCUAUGAAGACGACGACGUGCUUGUGGUGAACAAGCCCGCCGGAAUGCCAAUCCAUCCCGUGCAAAACUUUUAUUACAACACGAUGGUGGAGAUUCUGAAACACGAGAAGGGCCUGAGCGAGCUUAGGCCGUGUUUCCGGCUGGACAAGGUGACGAGCGGGAUCUGCAUUCUGGCCAAGAGCGUCGCAAAGGCCAAGGAAAUCCAGGCAGCGAUCAAAAACAAACAGGUCCGCAAGGUCUACGUGGCGCGUGUGGCGGGCAAGAUUCCGGAAUCUCUGGUUUGCGAGGAUGAUGUGGUCAUCGUCGAGACGAAGCGUGGCCUCAAGGACGGGAUCGACCGCAAAUCUGCUACCACGGUAUUCAAACGGCUAAAUUACUCAUCUGUCCUGGACGAGAGCAUUGUGGAGUGCCGGCCGUUGACGGGCAGAACGCACCAGAUCCGAAUUCAUCUUCGAAACCUUGGCUUUCCGAUUGUCAACGACCAGCUUUACAGACACGGACUUUUGGCUACCAACGAAGACUACUCCGAUCCGGACGUCUUUCAGCGGAUCGCAAAGGAGGCAGAAAGCUCACGCGAGGAACAGUUGACUGGCGAAUUCUGCGAAGAGUGCGGAAAACGGCUCUUCAAGAGGCCAGAGCCAGGAAAACUUGUGCUAUAUUUGCAUGCAAGAGAAUACUAUCACGAGGAAAAUAAAUGGGCGUACGUAACCGAAUACCCAGAAUGGACAAAUAUAUAG
This is a messenger RNA of Ogataea parapolymorpha DL-1, 1053 nucleotides long. RefSeq lists its product as uncharacterized. The record is from RefSeq and is a predicted model, not a curated record. Lineage: Eukaryota; Fungi; Ascomycota; Pichiomycetes; Pichiales; Pichiaceae. The coding region runs from base 1 to 1053 and encodes 350 amino acids. Gene Ontology annotation, molecular function: RNA binding; pseudouridine synthase activity. The transcript has a single exon. Gene Ontology annotation, biological process: pseudouridine synthesis.